Molecule: messenger RNA, 1234 nt
Organism: Oldenlandia corymbosa var. corymbosa
Lineage: Eukaryota; Viridiplantae; Streptophyta; Magnoliopsida; Gentianales; Rubiaceae
Source: the annotation of a GenBank genome assembly
AAAAAAGUGUCAAAAGCUGAAAUGGAAUGUAAAUUGCAAAACUUUUUCAGCUUAAGUUACGACCAUUUUCUUUCAUUUUUUUAAUUGAUUCGUUAUGCCUACCUCCUUCGGUAACGACUUUCGCACUAUUCGUAUGUCUUAUUAUUUAUUGUGAUUAAUCGUUUUAGAACUAUUUAAGUUCCGUUCAUUUUGUAAUUACUGUGCCAUUUACACAUUGUUCAAGAAAAGUAAAACAGAAAUAGAGUUUGAAGUAGUUGUGAUCAGAGGGUAAAUUAAUUGUAAACUACAUAUGGUAUGUACGAUGCUUUGCUUCAACUCUAAAACUUGGUAUUUGCUUCACGAUUCUUUUCGUGCUUUCAUGCUGUUUUCUUGGGGUUUAGUUCAGUGAUUUCUAAUUUCUGUGACCAAGAGGAUCGUGAUUUUACAUGAUGAGAAUUGGGGGCUUCUUGAUUUAUAUAUUUGGAGUAGAUUCACAUAUAGUUUGUGGUUAGAAAAAUAUGGAAUUGGGAUUAGGUGUGUUUUCCUUUUAACUUUAAGUACUAAACCAGAGGUAUCUGGUUGGGUACAUGUAGAUUUAAAUUCUUUAAUUGACAUUACUAGUUAUCUUAGAGCCGAAUGAUAAAAUAUGAUUUAUAUAACAGACUCGAUGUAAUAAGAAUAUUGGAUAUUUAAAAAAAUAUUGUUGUAUGAUCUCAGGAAUACCUGGAGAUGGAAGAUGCUUGUUCCGGUCGGUGGUUCAUGGAGCUUGUCUGAGAGCAGGAAAUCCAUCCCCAAAUGAAGCUUCUGAAAGAGAGCUUGCUGAUGAACUUCGAUCCAAGGUUGCGGACGAAUUCAUCAAGAGACGAGCAGAUACUGAAUGGGUUCCAAUUACAGUUUACAUGUGGGAUAAGAAGACAAAUCGGCUACAGAUAAUAGCUGAAUAUGGAGGAGCAGAAUAUGGGAAAGAAAAUCCAGUUCGUGUUGUGUAUCAUGGUUACGGCCAUUACGAUGCAUUACAUACUUCAUCUUUUGGUGCUCUCCACCCCAAAAUGUACACGUAAAUGAUAUUACAUAUUUGUGUUAGGGAAAAUUGAAAGGAUUGAUAUUAAAACGAAAGUUUAAUUUAGUGUUGGUUUUGCUACUUAAUAAUGCCCAGGCACUCAGUAACCUAGGGAGGCUUCAUGCUGUUCUUCACUGUAUAAUAAAUACUACCAUCUCCUGAACUAAUGAGUCCAUAUUCCGGAAUCUACAGUAG